ACAGAUUUUCAUCCUGCACAGUGAAGGUGUAGCUUGUAGCAGGAUCGGAUCAGAUGGCACUCCUUGCGCAUCCCCUGCUCUGCCUGUUUCUCCUGGUGCUCAACGCCUUCUUGCCCAUGGGGGCUGCCGUGGCAGCUGCUUUCCCUAUUCCAGACAGGCUGGUGUGGAAACACAGCAAGCACAAUCCUAUGCGUAUUUACUUUGAAUUAAAUCCCACUGUUCUCAAUGGCGCUUCUUCCCAGUCUCUCCAGGUCCCAGCCACCCUCGACCGGAGCGAACUCCUUGCCUUUCUCUCUGAGCUGGCCGAAUGGGCAUCCCGCAUGAACGAGGCCCCCCUGCCAAGGCCAGAAAAGAUGACGCCCGUCCCUCGGGAGGAGAGGACGCCCGUCCCUCAGCCCCCAACCCGGGAAAAGGUGCCCUGUAAAAACUUCUUCUGGAAGACUUUCUCCUCUUGCUAGUGGAACUUUCCUCCUGCACCAGUGGACUCGAGAUGAGUAUGAUCAGUGACUGUUCCGUUCCUUUGGGAAAAAUCCGUGUCCUGUAAUUAGAGUUCGCUUUGCUUUUCUUGAUUCUAGGUGUGUCUGUUCAGGACCAGCUCUGUGUGCUUGCAUGGAAUUCUUAACUCAUGUGGGUGAACUUGCAGGAUUUAGGGGUGCCCCAUUCUUAGGUUGCGAAAGCAGCGUGCCCCCUGUAUUCAGUGAAAAACCUUGCCCAUUUCAACAGGUUGGUCAGAACAGCAAGUUUCACAGCGUUAGUACUGCUCCUACCUAAAGGGAGAAAGGUAAUCCUAGCUCUGUGAUGCGUUGUGUUUUGACUGCUCUUGGGUUGCUCUUAAGAGCAGGAAAGUGAGGGCUGUUUCCCAGUUAUGCACUCAGCUCAUGAGUACAAAUAUGAGGAAACAUACCCCUUUGGCUUGGGCUUUUGUGUGUGUGACGGGCACGCACUUAUAGAUCUGAGGUAUAUAGGAACUACCUUAUAACCAGCACUGUGCUUAAAAACUAAAACCAUCAGAAUAACCAGCUGGGGCCUUCAGCCCCAUGGACAACUCGGUCAGCAUGCUCCCUGCUCUUCCCGAUGUUUAUUUGAUCACCUAAAAUUGUUUUGAAUUAAAACAGCUGCGAAGGAUGGCCUGCCACAAAACACAGUGCUGCUCUCCUGCGUCAUCCUGGUGUGGGUUCAAACGGGUGUUUGUUUUGGUUCGGUCUUGUAGCUCCGACCCACCCGUACCUUGUACUUAGGUUCUUGGACACGUUCAUUUUCAUUUAACCUCACCAAUUGCCUCCUUGGAAACGAGUGUUUUGUGACCAGCUAUGGGGACGUUAGACAGGUAUUUUGUGAGACUCUCAGAACACUGCCUCAAAAUUCCGCAUGUGCCCCCACAGUUCCAAACAAGUUGAGACCUAUGUCCUAUGUAUUAUACAUUAAUUCUGCCAUUCCUCCAAGAAACUAGGUGUGGUGCACUUGACCUUCCUUCUACCUUCACAACGACCUUCAGAGGCAGGUUAAAUGUGCCUUGAUUCACAGUUAUCCAAUAAACUUUGUUUGAGAAAAGGUGACCCUCAGCUUCCUUUAGCUUUAAGGUAAGCUCACUUCUGUACCCACCCAAGCAGAAUUCUCUUUCGUAGUUACAGCAGACCUGUGCCAUUUCUGUUACUUUGUGUGAUUCUAAUACCUCACCUCCUUAGCCACUGACAGUUCAUUUCUGCAGCCUCUUCAGCUGCUGAGAGCUGUGCAAACAUUGCCCACGUUGUUUCACGCACUUUUUUGCCACGCUAUGACGACGAGCUAGCUCUGUUUAAAAGAAAACAAUAGUUCUUUAAAAAGCCAAAUCCUAUUUUCUGUCUCUGCUUUUUCUGAACUUUCUUGGAACUGCAGCAGGCAUACAGCUCUGGUCAUGUUUCAGUGAAAACGCAAGUGUACAUAUGCAAAUCCCAAAGUGAGGUGGUUAGAACUGGGGAUCCAGUCUUCAGAGUUAAAUGCAUUUACUUGGAAAUGAGUCUCGCUGAUUUUGUUUCUGACAAGUGUGUGGAAGAGUGCCGUCUUGCUUUCUGUAUACAGAGAGUUGAACAUUUCUUAGCAGUGUUGGUACGAUGAUGACAAAACCUCUUCCCGACAAAACUGUAACUUCGCUUUCAUUUAAUGUUAGAGCAUGGAAAUUUCAAGAAAUUGGAAUGGUUGUGUGCAUUUUGAAGUGUUCAUUACCCAGAUGCACAGACUGGAGUUGUUUGUAAAGAAAGGAAGGAAACACACACACAUACUAACUGGGGAAGAUUUCAGCUGUUCCUUACAGACUCUUGCCAGCAAGCUAAAAAAUAUCAUUCCAACUCCCUGUUUUUCUGUCUUGAACUUGUCUCCCACUAUCUUGGCGUGCAGAAAUAAAACUUUGCUGUGCACACACGACCUUCCUGCUGUAUUUUGUCCAGAGAGAACAUGAAGUGUGGUUUCAGGCACAUCCUUUCUU
Molecule: messenger RNA, 2461 nt
Organism: Varanus komodoensis (Komodo dragon)
Lineage: Eukaryota; Metazoa; Chordata; Lepidosauria; Squamata; Varanidae
Product: cortistatin-like
Exons: 4
Coding region: 54-458 (134 amino acids)
Biological process (GO): regulation of cell migration
Cellular component (GO): extracellular region
Molecular function (GO): hormone activity
Source: RefSeq, a predicted model, not a curated record